AUGAAUCCAACAUGCCUUCUCGCCCAGCACGAGAAAGGUCUCUUCGAUGAAUCCCGCUCAAUACUUAAAGGCUUGAAAGGAGGUCACCGGCACGCCGAAUUCAACUCUCUAAUACUCCCAAGAUGUCCGGCUCUCGUAGAAGCCAUCGGACAUCGAAGAGCAUACGAAGCUGCCGCAAAAGCAGGCGUUGAUUCGGAUUUGCUAGCCUUGUAUGAGAUUCAUGCUGUGUUGCUAGAUCCAAGCUGGUAUAUCCAACAUACCGAUCUCACUCGCGAAUAUCUCUUCCAGAAGGAGGCUCGUUUGUUGGAUACUUUAUUGCCCCGAUUAGAUACGUUACUAGAUUCGACUGGUGCUGGACUCUACUGUACGGCGCCUAUUUUAUCGCUGGCUUCGUGGGAUGCCUUUGUUGAUAGGUUAGAGACGCUCGAAGCAGUGGGCAUGAGCGAGGAUAAGGCUAGACUUUGA
Aspergillus oryzae RIB40 is the source of this 465-nucleotide messenger RNA. RefSeq lists its product as uncharacterized. The record is from RefSeq and is a predicted model, not a curated record. The coding region runs from base 1 to 465 and encodes 154 amino acids. The transcript has a single exon. Lineage: Eukaryota; Fungi; Ascomycota; Eurotiomycetes; Eurotiales; Aspergillaceae.